Messenger RNA from Mesitornis unicolor (brown roatelo), 972 nucleotides. RefSeq names its product patatin-like phospholipase domain containing 1 (gene PNPLA1). Gene Ontology annotation, cellular component: lipid droplet; cytoplasm; membrane. Gene Ontology annotation, biological process: lipid homeostasis; triglyceride catabolic process. The transcript has 7 exons. The record is from RefSeq and is a predicted model, not a curated record. Lineage: Eukaryota; Metazoa; Chordata; Aves; Mesitornithiformes; Mesitornithidae. Gene Ontology annotation, molecular function: triacylglycerol lipase activity. The annotation marks the transcript as partial.
UUCUGGAUGCCUCUGCAGCCAGAGAUGAGCCUGGAGAAAGCAGCCAAGACAAGAGCUUGAGGUUCACCUGGUGAAAGAAGACAACCCGACACAUCAAGCCGGAUACGCCAGCUUCAUUUCGAGAUGGCAGAGGAAGAUCUCCGGGGUUCGAGCACCCCUUUUUCGCUCUCCUUUUCGGGCAGUGGCUUUCUCGCCCUGUACCAGGUCGGGGUGGUGCAGUCCCUUCUGGAGCUGGCUCCCGAACUCCUCAAGUCCGCGUGCAAGGUCUAUGGGUCGUCCGCCGGCUCCCUCAUCGCCGCUGCCGUGGUCUGCGGCAUCAGCCUCGAUGGCCUAAAGGAAUUCUUCUUUGCCAUGGCAAGUGAGGUCAGGAAAACCAUCCUGGGCCCCCUCUCUCCCAAGUGCAGCUUGCUGGCGAAUAUCAAGAACGUUUUGCAGCAGAUGCUACCAGAGGACUCCUACCAGCUGGCUUCGGGACGGCUGCACAUCUCGCUCACGCGGGUGGCAGAUGGCCAAAACGUCAUGGCCUCUGAGUUCAGCUCGAAGGAGGAGCUCAUUCAGGCUCUCCUCUGCAGCUGCUUUCUUCCUAUCUACUGCGGCUUCAUCCCUCCAUCCUACCGAGGUGUGAUCUUCAACGGCAGCAUCCAGAUCUCCAUAGAGAACCUCUGCAGGAUUAGCUAUGCUCUCUUUCCGCCUAGCGCCAUGAUCUUGAAUGACAUUUUCUCCCAGGGGUACCAGGACACUGCCCUUUUCCUGUACAGGAACAAUGCCUUUGGCUUCAACUACUUUGAUGGCAAUUUCCGCUUCGCCAGCAUGUGUGGGAAGAACGACUCUGCAGGAUCCUUCACCGGCCUCUGCAAAAGGGUGGAAGAAGCUGCGGGGGCUGCUGGAAGGUAUCAGCUCCACAGGAAAACGGUUCCAGAAGCUCCUCCAAACCAUGGUGCCUGGUUUGCCUGCGAGAGCCGUGGCGAGGAG